UUGGAGGAGUUUUGGCAGCGCAGGGAGGACAGCGAUGGGACGCAGACGAUAUUUUCUCCCAAUAAAUGACACUGGAGCCCGGACACAGGCGUCAGUAAUGGCCGGGCGUUAGUGGGGGAGUAUUGUGGUUCUUCACGGUGUGUUGGUUCUUGAAGGACAGAGACCCAGAGGAACUUAGCGGCUUGUUCUUCCAGAGGGAGGAAGUUUGCCGCGGCGGGGGAACCACAAGAGGAAGCCGGGGAGGGCCGAAGUGCCCCGUCAUGGAGGAGUCCGGGUCGGCCCUGGAGAAGAAUGUGGCUGACCUCACGGUGAUGGACGUGUACGACAUCGCCGCGGUGGUGGGCCAGGAGUUCGAGCGCAUCAUCGACCAGUACGGCUGCGAGGCUCUGUCUAGGCUCAUGCCCAAAGUGGUGCGUGUGCUGGAGAUCCUGGAGGUGAUGGUGAGCCGGAGCAGCAUCAGCCCGGAGACCGAGGAGCUGCGGCUGGAGCUGGACCGGCUGCGGCUGGAGAGGCUGGAGCGGCAGGAGAAGGAGCGGAGGCACAAGAAGGAGCUGGAGCUGGUGGAGGAUGUGUGGAGAGGAGAAGCUCAGGAUCUGCUCACCCAGAUCGCUCAGCUGCAGGAGGAGAACCAAUCCCUGCUCACCAACAUGUCCAUCAAAGACCCCAUGAGUGAGGAGGACCUGCAGCGGCAUGAGGGUAUGACGGAGAGAGAGAGGCAGGUGAUGAAGAAGCUUAAAGAAGUGGUGGACAAGCAAAGAGACGAGAUUCGAGCCAAGGACCGGGAGCUCACGCUGAAAAACGAGGACAUAGAAGCACUCCAGCAGCAGCAGUCUCGCCUCAUGAAGAUCAACCACGACCUGCGUCAUAAAAUCUCCGUGGUGGAAGCUCAGGGGAAGGCGCUCAUCGAACAGAAGGUGGAGCUGGAGGCCGGCGCUCAGGCCCGGGGCCAGGAAGUCAGCGCCCUGCGGCAGGAAGUCUUGCGCUUAAGGGAGCGACUUCAAGGAGAGCUGCCUGAGCAGAAUCCUGAGGAACCCACACCUCAGCCCCCUUCACCUGCAGAGCGUGGCAAAGCUGCUACAGUGGGGGCGGCUGGGGGCUGGUCACAGAGACCUGACCUCUCUGAGCUGAUGUGUGGUGGGGUUGACCCUGCCCCGCUGUCCCUGCCCGGUUCCCUCAGCCCAGAGGGACACGAGGACGGGGAUGAGGAGUCGGAGGAAGAGGCAGUGUUGCUUUGGGAGGCGAUGUGCGAUGAGGACAUGCCUGCUGUGUUCCAAUAUUUUACCAAGGAGGCGCUGUGCGAGGAGGAGAUGGGAGGCCUGGACCCACAGGACCCCAACCGGCCCCGGUUCACGCUGCAGGAGCUGAGGGACGUCCUGCACGAGAGGAAUGAGCUCAAGGCCAAAGUUUUUCUGCUGCAGGAGGAGCUGACUUAUUACAGAAGUGAUGAAACAGUAGACGAGACUGUGACUCCUUCUUCGUCUCCCUCGCCUGAACUGAGGACUCGCUCCAGAUCUUCUCCCCAGCCAGAGUCCGGAAUCAAACGCUUGUUUAGCUUCUUCUCACGUGACAAACUGCGGAAUUCGCAGCGCAAUGCACAGUUUGACGGCAGCUUUGGCUCGUGGGCGCGGAAGGACGAGGUGUACACAGAAGAAGCCCAGGAGGCGCUGCAGCACAUGUAGGCACCGGACACAGGACUCGCUGAGGUCACUCCAACUCUGAAAAACUCUUAACACUCCAUGUUCAUCACUCAAGGGCCAGCUCGUGAACCAGCGACCGCACACCAAACCGCCACCAGGGACUGCAGCUAAAAUCUGGUGUGCAUGAGGUGAGAAGAACGACAGAAGAGUAAAAAAGAAAUUCCUCUAAAAGAUGUUUAUUUAAAUACACAAGAAUUAUAUAUUUCAAUGAUGGAAAAUACAGAACGCCAGAAAGUACUUUGUUUUUUACAGAAUGAGAAUAUUUAUGUGAUGGACGGAGGAGAAGUCAAACUCAAGUUGUGGGAAGGAAAGUGGAGAGUUGAUUUAAUUCAAGUGGUUAAUGUUGUGUUGCUUAAAGUCCAGAGUAAACAGUGGGUGCAUAUUUCUCCACAGAUGAAGGUUUGGGACUCAAAAGUGUGCAAUAAAUGUUCUGUCUAAAACUACACAACUCCAGAUGUCGACUCACAGAAAAUGGAGGCGAUUUUCCAAGGAUUUUUUUUAUUCAAUGAGGGAACCAAUACCCACCAAAAUAAAACAUAAACCUGCUAAGAAAACACACAAUCAAUGUGGGGUUUUUACUUUUUAAUCUCCUCUCGAGAAAAUGAGAGCAACACUUUUGAGUCCCAGUAAUUUAUUUGAAAUUCCUGUCCUUGUUCGUGCAGCUCUAUCACCAGCGUUCUGUCAGGUCAAACUAUGCAGCUCCGCUAAUUUAAAACAUACGGCGCCUGGUUUGAACAUGUUGCAGAGAAAUGUAAAAGCUGUCUUCAGAAAAACAAGAAACAACAAAAAAACAUAAUAAUUGUAUUUAUAAUGUACUGCUCUCCAUGCAGUAUAUAGUAAUAAUGGAAGCCCAUUCUGCCAAUAAAAUAAAAAAAAUUUAAAGUAUGAUUCAAAAUAUAUUUUUGACAACAAUCUUUCAUUAUUCUGACUUUCUAGGUCAUCGUAAUUUAGAUUUGAAUAACAGCACUUAUUAUGCCAUCAUUGUUACUUAAAACGUGAACUUCAUUUUUAUAGUUUUGCCAUAAUAUCUCAUAAUCUACCAAUACAAAGUUCAAGCCUUUUGACUUUUGAGCAUAUCAGUAAUUAGUUUCAUUUAGUGAGUUGAUACAGUUUGGACUCGUUUUAUAUAUAUAUAUAAAAUAACUCAUCACUAUGACAUGGGAGGAGGUAAUAAUUCUGAACAACCUAGUUCUGGCUGAAAAAGUGAAAAUUGUGAAACACUAAGUCAGAACAUAUGGUAGAUUCUAAAAUACCCUAAUAUCAAACUAAUGUGGCAUCUUCAUGUUUAUUCCAUCAGCUGUGUUUCAAUAACUGAAUGAACAGUUUGUAUUUUGACAGGAAUUUUCCACAUUUAAAACAAAUCCAAACAUUGAAAACAGAGAGAAAAGGUCUGUUGUAUUUCACUGUGAUCCAACCAAUGUAGUGCAUUAUUAUAUGUUUUCAUUAAGCCUUUAAACAACAUUUUAUGAUAUGAAUGAAAUGAAAAUAUAACUUUACUUCUUAUGUAUUUUUCAUUGAAUUAUGAUACAGACACUUUCAAUUAAAUUCAAUUUGAAUUGUAUGGAGCCAAAUCAUGAUAAACAUUAUCUCAAGGCACCCCAAACAUUUUUUAGACCAAUAUUUAUUUUGUUUCUUGCACAAUAUUUCAUAAUUUAAUUUCUUCUUUCUGGCAUUAAUGGGCUUCCAUAAACGUAAAGUGUGCGCGUAUCUGUAACUCACAACUAUAAUGACAUGAACCCAAAUGUCCAUCCGGUGAGAGCAAUAGAUGUAAUGUGUGAAUUCUAAUAAUGAACCACGACUCAUGGUGCCAAAAAUGUCACUGCCCAUCGUGCACAUACACAAACCCACUCUAUCACGGUGAGUUUCAGUGUCACUAGCUGAACCAGAGCAGGUUACCUUCCUUUUGGUGGUAAAACCAACAGAUGCAGUAUAUUUACAAGAAGAUGAUAUUCAGCAGCUUACUGACAUUUGACAUAAGACCGAUCUGUGCAGAUUCCUCAUAGUGUUCCAUCACUCCAGGACACAGUAUAACUACAUUUGUACAUAAGCAGAACUGUCAGUAUGAGACUUAACCUCUUUAUCUCUGCACUUAUUUAUUUGAAGAAGAUUGCUGAGAAGUAAAGGGCAUCAGAAAAACUCAAAGGCAAAGAUAAUAAAACUGGAGCGCAAAGUCGGAUUUACAUUAUUUUUUAAAUGGUAAUCGAGGUUUGAUGCUUCUGUGAAUAACUGUGGUGUGACCGGCUGUGUUUUAAUACAAGUGGCACUUCAUCUUCAUUUAUAAUCACCCAGCGAGGGGGAAUAAAUGAAUGUACAACAACGAGACUACAAAAUGAGUGUGUCAAUGAGUGUUAACUUAUUUUACAUUUUUACAAAUGCAGUGAAUUAAUGAUACUUGAUGAAGGGGUAUUAUGUUUCGACAAUAUCUGGAAGUCAAAGGGAUUUGGAAGAAUUUAAUGAGACAUUUAAAGGGAAAUAUGGUCAAAAACAAACAAAAAGUCAAAGUUUUCUGAACAGCUGACCCUGGUUCUUCAGCUGCAGGUUAAAAUGAAUAUUUAAAUAUAUGAAGAUUUGAUUAAUGGAUGCGCUUUAUUAAAUAAACUUGCUUUUAUUGAAA
This is a messenger RNA of Pleuronectes platessa (European plaice), 4311 nucleotides long. RefSeq names its product Rab interacting lysosomal protein-like 1 (gene rilpl1). NCBI's taxonomy places the organism in Eukaryota, Metazoa, Chordata, Actinopteri, Pleuronectiformes, Pleuronectidae. Gene Ontology annotation, cellular component: ciliary basal body; cytoplasm. The record is from RefSeq and is a predicted model, not a curated record. Gene Ontology annotation, biological process: cilium assembly. Bases 261 to 1679 code for a protein of 472 amino acids. The transcript has 9 exons. Gene Ontology annotation, molecular function: protein dimerization activity.